AUGAUGCAAUCAGGAGCAGAAUGUAACUGUAAAGAUAAAAUAUCGUCAUCCGUUAUCAAAUGCACCGACUUGAACCUUGCUCUCUGUCUGGAGCUACAAAAAAUUGUUGAGACGAUAGCUGCGCCUGGAAAAGGAUUGUUGGCCUGUGACGAAUCGCCGUCGAGUUUAAACGAGAGGUUCCAAGAAAUCGGUAUAGAGAAUACCGAGUCCACAAGGCGUGAUUAUCGGGAGAUGCUGCUGUCCGCGGACAAGGCUCAACUCUCGCAGUACAUAAGUGGCGUUAUUCUGCAUCCUGAAACGGUUUAUCAGAGAACGUCGGAAGACGUGGAGUUUAUCGAAUUUCUGCGUCGAAGGAAGAUCGUAGCCGGCGUGAAGGUUGAUCGAGGCCUCGUACCACUCUUCGGUACUGAGAAUGAGAAGACGACGCAAGGCUUGGACGACUUACGGGAGAAUUGCAUUCGAUACAAAAAGGAGGGCUGCCACUUCGCCAAAUGGCGAUGCGUUUUCUCGAUCUCGGAACGGUGCCCGAGUCAAUUAGCAAUGAUUACAAAUGCGAAUGUUCUUGCGAGAUUCGCCAGCAUCUGUCAGAGCACACGAAUAGUUCCUAUAGUAGAACCGGAAAUACUGAGCAACAACGAGCACGGUAUAGAUCGGGCCCUGCAAGUUCACGAAGAGGUGUUAUCCAUCUUGUUUCGUACUUUGAAUGAGCACCACGUAUACCUUGAGGGAAUGGUUUUGAAGCCGGCAAUGGUGUUGUCGGGAAUGAAGAACUCGAUAAAAUGCGCGCCGCAGGUCGUUGCUGAGUACACAGUAACAGCAUUGCAAAGAACAGUCCCCGUAGCAAUCCCAGCGAUCUUUUUUCUGAGCGGCGGUCAAAGCGAUAAAGACUCCAUGUUAAAUCUCAACGCCAUUAAUGCACAUGUUGCGAAAAAGCCGUGGAGACUGAGUUUCUGUUAUGGACGGGCCUUGCAGAAUACAGCAAUGAAAGCCUGGGGUGGAAAUCGAGAAAACGCGGAAAAGGCUCAAGCGAUAUUUUUAAAGAGAUGUAAAUUAUGCGCCGAAGCGUCUUUGGGACAAUUGCAGGUUGAGGAAAAUGAUACGUGCAACGUAAACGACGUCGAAAUUGUUUAAAUGUAAGAGCGUUAUGCAAAUGAUCAAAUUAAUCAAAUAUUUUAUUUUAUAUUAUUACACAUAUAUACGCAAGUCACUUAUGCAAUAUUAUUUUUAUUGUCGAAAAAUUAACAUAUUAAAGAAUGAGCAUUUUAUUUUAUUUUUAUCCUUAAAGAGUACAUUUCUUAUUAACAGAAUUAGGAGUGUUACAAGAAUAAUAAAAAAUGUACGACUUGAAAAAUACGAAAUAAUCGUAUCGCUGUUUACGACUUAAGAGAUAAGAGCCGGAACGAAGGAAAACGGGUCGAGCCCACUUUAUCAGCGGAUAAAGCAAUCACGCGAUAGGCCAGCCCGAUGAUUAGGCGAAGAAAGGCACGUCCGAUGAUGACCACGAACGUACGAGUACGUCAACCUUUGACGAUAUUUUAAAAAAUGCACUCUCUAUUUUUGGUGAAUGUCGAGCAAGGUGCCCUUGACUGACCUCUAAAACGGUGGUUCUCAACGCGGAGCUCUCGCAUACGGAAACUUGUCUGUCUGUUGGUCGAUAUGUCGUCAUUCCCGGCAGAUCCCCACCCGGCAACGUUCCAACGUCCUCCUCCCAACGGGUUCGUGUCAACCCCACGUGGCAUACAUCAGGAACGUAGCACUAAAGGGGAAAGACCCAAGGGAAUUGCUCCGAAAACCUCGUAUUUAUAAAACAGAAGCUUCUUAAACCAAAUUAGUGGUAAAGCAUUUUAUGAUAAGUGCAAAUUGCCUGUAUUUAAAUAAAUUUAAUAAUAGCAAGAUAUUGACUGAAUUGUACGUUCAAAUUUGUCAGACGUAUUUUUCGUAAUUCCAUAUUCAUCUAAUAUUACUUUCACUUUCCUUAUCUUUUUUUUUCAUUCAGUUUACGGUCGAUUGGUCUAAGCCGACCAGCUGAUCACGCGCUUGCUCACGCGAUUCCGCGAGAGCAGUUGAGCACCAGCGUGAGAACAAUCCAUGAGAACGCAUGCGCGCGAGUAACACGCAAUCAGACUUUGAAACCGACGUCGUUUCGCCUGGUUCCUCUCAGUCGCACUCCAACCGUUGGGUGGGUUUCACGCCGGUUGAAAGCGCGCUCCACAGUUCCCAGACACAAAUCAGGUCAUAUCCACAUCCA
Molecule: messenger RNA, 2248 nt
Organism: Ooceraea biroi (clonal raider ant)
Lineage: Eukaryota; Metazoa; Arthropoda; Insecta; Hymenoptera; Formicidae
Product: fructose-bisphosphate aldolase
Biological process (GO): glycolytic process
Molecular function (GO): fructose-bisphosphate aldolase activity
Source: RefSeq, a predicted model, not a curated record